AAUGGGCAGAGACCGGUUGGUGGGCGGCCGGGAGCCCAGGAUGUGACUUCCCUCGGGGCUCCUCGCAGCCGCUAUAGGUAUCACUAUCUGUUGGCUGGGACGCAGGUCUUGGAUUCCAUCCUUGAGACAAGAAAGACGUGGCGAAGGCCCGGAGGUGAGGCCUCUGCCGCCGCACUUAUUCUUGCGGCUCCCCAGGGACGGGCCGAAGAAUGGCGGGCUAGUCACCUCCGAGUCCUGUCCCCUCGGGGCCGGAAAAGACUCCUCUUGUCGGAACCAGGGGUCACUUCCCUAGCUGCACUAGCCUACCUGUAGACAGCGGCCCUGACGGACCAAACACAUUUUAUGAGCAUUUUCUUUCUUUUAUUCUUUCAAUAUUUUUUUGGCUUUUCUGAGAGUUUAAAUCAGCUACCGCUGCAAGGCGUUGUGCUGUUAGUCUUAUCAUAGGCAUGGUCUUGGCAUUGCCCAAAAUGUAAGUGCCAGUGCAUCCUUCUCUGCUUCUGUUAAAGUGGUCCUCUUGAUUUGAGUGCGGUGCUCUACUAUUACAUUGAUAUGACAACUAUUUACUUAGGCUGUCUCCUAACUCUACUUGAUUUUAAAGAAAAAUAACUGCUAACAUAAAUUGAGCGCUUACUUGUGCCAUCGUGGUGCUAAACUUAUAAAAUGGAUUGUCUCACUGAUCCUGAGAACCCUUUGAGGUUAUUCUCCCAGACAAGAAUAGAAGCAGCCAAGGAGGAUGCUGUUGAACCAGUUAGAAGGCUUUUACCAUCAUCCCAGCAAGAUAUGAUAAUGUGGACUUGGGAAAUGUCAGAGAAGAUGCAAAACAGAGGACAGAUUUCAGAGGUUCACAAUCUCUACUCUGCAAUCCCAAAAUAAGACAAAAACAGAAAACACUCUGAAACUCAAAAGUGUUUUGUGAGUUUGGCACCGGGACUCUUUGACAACAAAACAAACCGUGGAUAAACAUGAAGCCUCCAUUUUCUUACUACUCAUAUCCAUUCACCACAUAUACCUCUGUAUUUGCUGAUGUUUCGUGACUUGGAAUUAAUAGCAUUGGAAAAUGUCCAAAAGAGUUAAAGAUAUACCUAUGGAUAAUGGUGAGAAGAAGAAAAGGAAGCAUCUGUCUUUAUCAAUAGCUCAGAAAGUAGAGUUAUUACAGAAGCUUGAUGCUGGUGUGUCUGUAAGGUGUCUUACAGAAGAAUAUGGUGUGGGGACCACCACCAUAUAUGACUUAAAGAAACAGAAAGACAAAUUGCUGAAAUUUUACAGUGACAGUGAUAACCAAGAACUAAUGAAAAACAGAAAAACAUUACAUAGGGCCAAAAAUGAAGAUCUCGACCGUGUGUUAAUUGAAUGGAUUCGACAACAAAGAAGCAAAGAUAUGCCCCUGACUGGUUUAUUGGUCAUGAAACAAGCUAGAAUAUACCAUGAAGAACUGAACAUUGAAAGCGAGUGUGAAUAUUCAGAAGGGUGGCUGCAAAAAUUUAAAAAGCGUCAUGGAAUCAAAUAUCUUAAAAUGUGCAGUGAAAAAGCUUCUGCGGAUCAUGAAACAGCUGAAAAUUACAUUGACGAAUUUGCUAAGAUAAUAUCUGAUGGAAACCUUAGCCCUGAACAAAUUUACAAUGCUGAUGAAACAGCUCUGUACUGGUGCUAUGUUCCUAGAAAAACCUUAAUCAUGGCCGAUGAAAAGGUACCAACAGAUUUCAAGGAUGCCAAGCAAAGAUUAACUGUUCUUGGAUGUGCUAAUGCUGCAGGUACACAUAAGAUAAAACUGGCAGUGAUUGGGAAAAGCCUACCUCCAAAAUGUUUAAAAGGUACAGGCAGCUUACCUGUGCAUUAUUAUGCAAACAAAAAAGCAUCAGUAACCAGAGAAAUCUUUUCUGAUUGGUUCAAUAAGCACUUUGUGCCAGCAGCACGAGCUCAUUGCAAGGAAGCCGGACUAGAAGACAAUUGCAAAAUUUUACUGUUCCUAGACAACUGUUCAGCACAUCCCCCUCCAGAACUUCUUGUGAAAAGUAAUGUUUUCAGCAUCUUCCUUCCCCUGAAUGUGACAUCCGUAAUACAGCCUUGUGACCAAGGAAUUUUACGCUCCAUGAAGAGCAAAUAUAAACACUUUUUCUUGAACAGGAUGCUUGCUUCAGUGAACAGAGGCCUGAAAAUCCAGGACUUCCUUAAAGAAUUUAGUCUUAAGGAUGCCAUCUAUGCAAUUGCUAAUGCAUGGAAUGAUGUUGAUAAGUCAACAUUAACAAAUGCUUGGCACAGACUUUGGGCUACAAUGAUGUUUGAAAAUGACCUUACUGAUGAGGAUUUUGAAGGAUUUAGAGACUCUAAUGAGAAGAUCAUGAUAUCAAAACUUAUUACUUAUGCCAAAAGUUUAUCAGCUGAAAGUGUAAAUAAGCUAGAAGAAGCUGACAUUGAAGAAAUACUGAACAUUGAUAAUGAUGUACCCGUUGUGCAUCCUUUGAGCGAGGGGGAUUUUGCUGAAAUGGGUGUAAAUACAGAUCAGUAUGAAGAUAGUAGCAGUCACGAUGAUGACAUGAAUACAGGUGAAAAAAUCUCUAUAGAACACCUGGUGAAAAUGUGUGACCAGUUAAUUGCUGGUCUUGAACAAUGUGCAUUCAUCAGUGAGCAAGAGAUCAUGGCGAUUUACUCAAUUAAAGAGAAAUUGCUGAGACAAAAACCUGUGUUAAGGAGGCAGAUGACGCUGGAAAAGGCCUUUUAAAAAGUUCUAUGUCACUUGAGAAUCCUGUUUCUGGCUCAUUAUGUCUAGCUGCCUCCUGGUUUUAUAGACAAUGGUAAUAUUGGUGUAACUUUUUCUCCAAGAUUCUCUAGGAACCAGAAGUGAUGAACAUUUAUUGCAUUUAUAUGUGUUAUACAUUAGUUUUCAUCAGUAUGAAUAUAAUUUUUACUUAAAAAUUUCCUUUGGGCUGGGGAUGUGCCUCAAGCGGUAGCAUGCUGGCCUGGCAUGUGUGCGGCCCAGGUUUGAUUCUCA
Messenger RNA from Ictidomys tridecemlineatus (thirteen-lined ground squirrel), 2989 nucleotides. RefSeq names its product jerky protein. Lineage: Eukaryota; Metazoa; Chordata; Mammalia; Rodentia; Sciuridae. Gene Ontology annotation, molecular function: DNA binding. The record is from RefSeq and is a predicted model, not a curated record. Gene Ontology annotation, cellular component: nucleus.